Tilletiaria anomala UBC 951 is the source of this 2658-nucleotide messenger RNA. RefSeq lists its product as uncharacterized. The record is from RefSeq and is a predicted model, not a curated record. NCBI's taxonomy places the organism in Eukaryota, Fungi, Basidiomycota, Exobasidiomycetes, Georgefischeriales, Tilletiariaceae. The coding region runs from base 1 to 2658 and encodes 885 amino acids. Gene Ontology annotation, molecular function: glycerol-3-phosphate O-acyltransferase activity; glycerone-phosphate O-acyltransferase activity. The transcript has 3 exons. Gene Ontology annotation, biological process: phospholipid biosynthetic process. Gene Ontology annotation, cellular component: endoplasmic reticulum membrane.
AUGGCGUCCAACGCAGUGUUCGAUCUCGCGCUUCUCUUCUGGCGCCUGAUCAUCAACAUCUUCUUCCGCUCCAUCCAGCCGCGUGGCAGCUGGCGCAUCCCCCGCGAGGGCGCCGGCGGGCCGCUCAUCUUCGUCGCCGCACCGCACCACAACCAGUUCCUCGACCCGCUCCUGCUCGCCAGCGAGGUACGCCGCGCCAGCGGCCGCCGCGUCGCCUUUCUUACCGCCGAGAAAAGCCUCAAGCGCCCGCUCAUUGGCGCCGCCGCGCGCCUCAUGCACAGCAUCCCCGUCGCGCGCGCAGCGGACUCCGCCAAGCCCGGCGCGGGCACAAUCACGCUCUCACCAUCGGACCCAUUGCUUGUGCUCGGGCGCAACGGCACGCAGUUCACCACGCAGCUCCAAGUCAAGGGCCAGCUCGUCCUGGGUAAAGAGUACGGCAGCGCCAACGCCGAGGUCGUCGAGGUGCUCAGCGAUAGUCAGGUGCGCAUCAAGAAGGAGUUCAAGGAUGCACCCGGAAAGAAGCCUGUCCGCGAUGCGCUCGCUGGAGACGGGUCCACCUACACCGUCCUGCCGUUCGUCGACCAGACGCAGAUGUACGCCAAGGUGUACGAAAAGCUCGCCAAGGGCGGCAGCCUCGGCAUAUUUCCUGAAGGCGGCUCGCAUGACCGCACGGACUUGCUCCCGCUGAAGGCGGGUGUCGUCAUCAUGGCCCUCGGCGCGAUGGCUGCCAACCCUGGCCUCAAGGUGCGCAUCGUCCCUGUCGGGCUGUCCUACUUCCACCCGCACCGCUUCCGCUCGCGCGCCGUCAUCGAGUUUGGCGCGCCGCUCGACGUACCGGCGGAGAUGGUCCAGCUUUUCGACCAGGGCGGCGACGGCAAGAAGAAGGCUGUCGCGCAGAUGAUGGAUAUCGUCUUUGACGGGCUCAAGAGUGUCACCGUCCGUGCGCCAGACUACGAGACGCUCAUGGUCAUCCAAGCUGGCCGACGGCUCUACACCCCGCCAGGCCACCACGCCAGCCUCGGACAGGUCGUCGAGCUGAACCGCCGCUUCAUCCUCGGCUACCUCCAGUUCCAGCACGAGCCGCGCGUGCAGAAGGUCAAGGAAGACGUCAUGCGCUAUAACGCCAAGCUGCGCUACGCUGGUCUUCGCGACCACCAGGUCGAGCGUGCCACGCGCGCCGGCUGGCGCUCCCUCGGCCUGCUCGCCUACCGCAUCUUCCUGCUCGGCAUGUGGGGCGGCCUCGCGCUCCCCGGCGUCGUCCUCAACUCGCCCAUCUUCAUCCUCGCCAAGAGCAUCUCUGUGCGCAAGGCGAAGGAGGCUCUCGCAGCGAGCCAGGUCAAGCUCAAAGGCAGAGAUGUGCUUGCCACGUGGAAGGUUCUUGUCUCGCUCGUCGUCGCGCCCGUGCUGUACACCGUGUACGCCGGCUGCGCCACGUACCUCGCCCACCGCUACCAGCUGCCCUGGAAGCAGCAAAUGCUCAUGCCGCUCUAUGUCAUGGCCGCACUGCCCGCCAUCGCAUACUCGACGCUCAAGUUUGGCGAGGUCGGCAUCGACAUCUACAAGUCGCUCCCUCCGCUCUUCAUCUCCCUCCUACCCGGCAAUCACAAGGUGAUCAUGGAGCUGCAGCAGAUGCGCGCACACCUCAGCACCGAGAUCCACGCGCUCAUCGAGGAGUUCGCCCCGCAGGUUUGGGAAGACUUUGAGUCGAGCCGCCUGCUCAGCGCACCGAGCGCCAGUGCGCAGCCCGGCGUCGACAAACCCUCCUCCGCCACGUCCAGCGCACCUGGCGUCGAUAGCCCUCUGUCUCACCCGCUCGCCUGGGUCGAUGAGCGCCUCUUUGGCUGGGGCACCAAGAAGCAAAAGCGCAGCAGGAAAUCCGCUGCCUCCGCCGCAGUCGCUGCCGCGGGCGACACCGCCGGUGCCACGCGAGAGAUCCCCUCCGCCGAGCCGCGCAAGAGCGAGAAGGCCAGUAUCUCUGAAGAGGAGCGCAAGCUGCGUGAGCAGUUCAAAGCCGUCCUUGCGCCAUCUGACGAGGACGAUGCUGUCACGCACUCCGGCUUUACUACCAGCGCUGAAGCUAGCGAAUUUGGCGACGACAACGGUGACGAGGAGCACGACGACGGUGACUACGAAACCGUCUUCCGCAUGCUCAACCCAAGCACCUGGAUGGGUGGCGGCCAUAGCGCCAGCAAUGCCUCCUCGCGCCGCAGCUCCCGUUCCCGCACACGCAGCAGGAGCGGUAGCGGCGCCGGCUCCUUUGCCGAGAAACGCAAUCGCUCUGAUAACAACCUGCGCGAUCUUAUCAUGUCGCCCACCGAGCAGCGCAGCAAUCCACUCGUCGCAGGCGGCGGCUCAUACACCGGCCGCUCCUCUGCGCUGCAGCAGCAGGGCCAGGGUGCUGGGGUGGCCGCGCAGCGCCGUGCCCGCACGCACUCGCUACAGGAGAUCAUCUCCGCUGAGGACCUCAAGAACCAAGGCGACGCGUCGCGCCAGCUCAACUUCUCCGGCGCGUCCACCGUCCUCGAGACGCAGGCUGCUGGGCACGCUGGCCUCAAUGGCAGCGGCGCCAAGCACGACCACAACAGGCGCCCGCCUCUUGCGGACAUGCAGAAAGCUUCCGAGACGCCACCCGGUGCCGCUUCGCCCAGACAGCAAUGA